This is a messenger RNA of Haliotis rubra (blacklip abalone), 1329 nucleotides long. Its product is annotated as AP-3 complex subunit sigma-1-like. Gene Ontology annotation, biological process: intracellular protein transport; Golgi to vacuole transport. The coding region runs from base 105 to 677 and encodes 190 amino acids. Lineage: Eukaryota; Metazoa; Mollusca; Gastropoda; Lepetellida; Haliotidae. Gene Ontology annotation, cellular component: intracellular membrane-bounded organelle; AP-3 adaptor complex; membrane coat. The transcript is spliced from 6 exons. The record is from RefSeq and is a predicted model, not a curated record.
CUUGUCAUUACCGGAAGUGAUAGUGUCAGUCACCAGCUGUGUUGGGGAAAGUGUUUAGUAUGGACAUUUAGCGUUUUGGUACCUUUUUAUUUUCAAAUUUCACUAUGAUUAAGGCCAUUCUCGUAUUUAAUAACCAUGGGAAGCCUCGAAUGAGUCGAUUUUAUCAGCACUACGCAGAAGACAUUCAGCAACAGAUCAUCAGGGAAACAUUUCAUCUCGUGUCAAAGAGGGACGACAAUGUCUGCAACUUCUUGGAAGGGGGAACGCUCAUCGGAGGCUCUGAUUACAAGUUGAUCUACCGUCAUUACGCCACGCUGUACUUCGUGUUCUGUGUGGACUCCUCGGAAAGUGAACUGGGGAUUCUGGACUUGAUACAGGUAUUUGUGGAGACGCUAGACAAGUGUUUUGAGAACGUUUGUGAGCUGGACUUAAUCUUCCAUGUCGACAAGGUCCACUACAUCCUGGCGGAGCUGGUGAUGGGUGGUAUGGUGCUGGAGACGAACAUGACGGAGAUUCUCACCCGCAUCGAGGAGCAGAACAAGAUGGAGAAACAAGAGGCUGGUAUUGCUGCAGCUCCAGCUCGAGCUGUGUCGGCCGUCAAAGACAUGAACAUUCCACAGAAGAUCAAGGACAUCAAACUCCCAGACUUACCAUCAAUAGGCAACCUGAAGUUCUAACUGCCCUCAUCGUGUCGAUGUACAUCAAUCACAAAGAUACCAUUGGUUGGCAAUGUCAAGGACAGAAAUUCCUUGACUCGCCACCAAUGGGCUACAUCAAGCCCUGACUUUCAUGUGUCGAUGAAUAUCAAUCAUAUAAGUUACCAUCAGUUGGCAAUGUCAUGGACAGAAACUCCUUGACUCGCCACCAGCGGGCAAUGUCAAGCUCUGACUUUCAUCGUGUCUAUGUAUUUUAAUCAUAUAGGUUAUGCUGGAUCAAUCAGUGUCUGAAAUGAAGAGAAAUUUGCGUGUCCUUAAAGUUUUGAAUUUAGUGUCUUCAGACCAAGAAUAAUGUUAGGUUAUGACAGGGACCCAUUGAUUUUCAUCCUUAAUUCUGUGCUCUGAUCCUGAUCAAAAUAUCAUUAUUCCUGAGGUCUCACUUAGUCCACUUCACAUGAUUUAGAGCUGGAAUAUACCAGGACGAUUAAUGACCGUUUGUGCAUGUUGAGGUGCAUGCAUUGUUUUGUGUACAUUAAGUGCAAUCUUCAUUGUGUGUCUGUUUGUUGAAUCAUUUGGUGAUAGACAUGAUCAUUUAUGGGUAUCACUUAUGGGACUUGAUGUCGAGAAGGUGCCUGUUUGUGUUUCCAUUAUUAAAGGCAGAAUAUCACAUCUC